AGCGGCCCCGGAGCGGCCCCGCGCGCAGCCCGGUGAGAGCGGGGCGGCCGCGCUCCUCACGCGGGGCUGCAGCGGCCCCGCGCCCCGGCCCGGCCGUUGCCCCGCGCCGUUGGACAGGCGGCCCCAGCACCGAGCGGGGCCCGUCACGCAGCGGCGGCCGGCGGGUCUCUCGGGAAGGGAGAAGCUGACCCGGAUCCCGCCCUCGGUCACUCCUCUGCAGGUCGCCCGCCCGCGCCGCACAGCUGUCCCCCAUGGCCGCGUGGUCCCGGGAGGCGGUGCUGACUCUGUACCGGGCUCUGCUGCGCCGCGGCCGCGGCCUGCGCUACACCGACCGGGAUUUCUACCUCGCCUCCGUCCGCCGCGAGUUCCGCCGGAACCAGGGGCUGCAGCGGCUGGAGGACAAGGAAAGGCAGCUGGAGAAGGGGCAGGCUUUCCUGCAGAGCAGGCUCGGGGGCCUGGUUUAGCGAUUCCCUGUAGCACCCACCGGU
Molecule: messenger RNA, 488 nt
Organism: Onychostruthus taczanowskii (white-rumped snowfinch)
Lineage: Eukaryota; Metazoa; Chordata; Aves; Passeriformes; Passeridae
Product: MIEF1 upstream open reading frame protein-like
Exons: 1
Coding region: 252-464 (70 amino acids)
Source: RefSeq, a predicted model, not a curated record